This is a messenger RNA of Aspergillus puulaauensis, 417 nucleotides long. RefSeq lists its product as uncharacterized. The record is from RefSeq and is a predicted model, not a curated record. The transcript is spliced from 3 exons. Lineage: Eukaryota; Fungi; Ascomycota; Eurotiomycetes; Eurotiales; Aspergillaceae. The coding region runs from base 1 to 417 and encodes 138 amino acids.
AUGCACUUCAGCAUUAUUACCCUCUCAACCGCUCUCCUCGCCACCAUGGCGUCUGCCCACACUGUCGACUGCGGCGGCAAAGCCCUUUCAGCCCCCAUAUUCGGCCUCCGCGACUCCCUCCACGUCCUCCGCAAGGUCGUGGACGGAAAAUCUGACAGAGAUUACGAGCAGAGGCGGUACCUCGAGCCGAACCUCUGCGAAGAGGUUUCGUGCCUCGAGGGGACGCAGAUUCGUUGGUGUAAUGAGGACCCCGACUACGGGCGCACCAUGGAUCUGGUCCAUAUUGUUGAAGGCGCCUCGGUGCUUUUCGCCGAGUGUCAGGAGGUGUACAAGGGGGAGUGGGUGGCGGGUGGUGUGCUCUACCACCCUGACAAGUGGACUGUGAUUGUGCAGCAGGAGGAUGAGUGUGAGCCGUAG